AUGGCGCGGACUCUUGACCCGACGAGCAAUUCGAUAUUCGCCCCACCGGCGCAACCGUUCGCCACAAACUGGACACAAGACUCGUGGUAUAAUGUCUACUCAUGGGUCAACUCGCAAUCAAACGACUCGGAAGGCGGCGAAUCGCGUUCAUCAUCGUCGUCGCAACCGCAAACUUCGCCUCAAUCCGGCUCUGGCGGCUUCGAUGAUCGUGAUCAUCCCCUACUCUGCGACCGCGACGCACCGAGCAGCCCGUUCGAUCGUCUCGAGACCUCGUCACGUCCGUCGCCGUUGUUCUUCAACAAUAACAACAACAGCAGCAGCAAAGAUGUGUGGCCGAAUCCGCUGAGCACUACACAAAACGAGACAUCCGACUAUGAUUUGAUCCAUGAGCUUCUCAAACUUAACUUGAACACGGCGGCUACUAGCUCGAAUCAAGCUGCGCCGGCUCCAGCUCGUCGCUCAUCUGCCAAUCAACUGUUCUCGUCUUCAUCGCCAUCGACCUCGUCGCCAUGGUCCCUUCCGCCCGACGAGCCGCUCUAUCGUCCCGCUCCGGUUGCCAGUCGUCAUGCUUAUUCAUCAACGAACGCCACAUGGCAAAGCGGCUCCUCCAACGAUUACGACGUCGACAUUUUCACGCAGCUCAGCCAGCAGCUCGGAAUUGCUCCACAGCCGAAGCCGCAGCAGCCAAGCGGUGUCGACAUGACCUAUAUUAUGCAACAGCAGCAGAUCGCCGCACAGCAGCAGCAACAGCAACACCUUCAGCAAUCGGCUGCUUCGUUUCCGAACAAGUCUACUGUUCAACGCUACAACAUAUUCAUGCAAAUGCAAACGAGGAUUGAUGAGACAUCGGAGGAGUACCGACAACUUGAGAAAGAGCGCAAGCAGACUGAAGCAGAACUCGCUCGUCAUCAUCUCGGCAAGAAGAUCUCGUCGUCAAACACAUUGCCGAUUCCGCGACUCCCAACAGCACCGUCGAAAGUGGAUCGUUUGAUUGUCGACUUUUUCCGCGAGCACGCGCGCAUCAGCACUCUCGUCGCCAAAAUGGAGCAGUUGACGAUGAGCAGCAUGCCGUCGGCGGUUCAUCAGACACUUGCCGAGCUUCUUGACGCCAUCACAAUGCUUCAAACGCAUCGCAACGUUGAGCGCAACGUGAUUUUGCAGAGAUUGCGCGGUGAGACGCCGAUUUACGACGACGAGAAAGAAGCGAUGGAAUCGUGCCAAAUUCUGAUGCAUGUUCGCCGCGCAGCGACACGUGUCCGCGCUGCCAACUGGUGCUGCCUUAUGAACACAUUGGGCCCAAUCGAUGAGACCCAAAUGAGUCAACUCGGUCGAAUCGUCGCUUCCGAUUACACCAUCGCGCCGCCGCCAAUUCGACCAAGACCCAUUAAAAUUUAA
Caenorhabditis bovis is the source of this 1395-nucleotide messenger RNA. The record is from the annotation of a GenBank genome assembly. Lineage: Eukaryota; Metazoa; Nematoda; Chromadorea; Rhabditida; Rhabditidae.